Molecule: messenger RNA, 5441 nt
Organism: Solea senegalensis (Senegalese sole)
Lineage: Eukaryota; Metazoa; Chordata; Actinopteri; Pleuronectiformes; Soleidae
Gene: hdlbpa
Product: high density lipoprotein binding protein a
Exons: 28
Coding region: 196-4023 (1275 amino acids)
Cellular component (GO): cytoplasm; nucleus
Molecular function (GO): mRNA binding
Source: RefSeq, a predicted model, not a curated record
CGUCAAGCUUCAAUUCCACCUUCUCGCCAGUGGAAUUUAAUCUCAGCUCCUGCACCUUUAGGGCAGACGAGAACAUAAAAGAAGCAAAAGCUGGCAGGCUGACGGGAACUUCCAUCUUUACAGGACGGAUUAUCUGGUAACUGACCAUUUAGCUGUGGCACACUCGGACUCUGUGUUUAGCGUGGGAUUUUGACCAUGAGCUCAGUCGCAGUACUUACGCAGGAAAGCUUCAAUGAGCACCGCAGUGGGCUCUUGCCAGAGCAGAAGGGUGGUGAGUCUGCUGUGGCAGGACCCAGUGGUGUAGAGGAGGAAGAUGCCCUUCCUACCUACAAGGAUGCCUUCCCUCCUCUGCCCGAGAAGGCGGCAUCUCCUGAGGGGACCCAGGAAACUGUCUGGACGUCCAAGAUCCGUCCUCUCAAGUCCUCCAUUAUCACCCAGGUUUUCCAUGUGCCACUCGAAGAGCGCAAGUACAAGGACAUCAACCAGUUUGGGGAGGGAGACCAAGCAAAGGUCUGUGUGGACAUCAUGAACAGGACCGGCGCCCACCUGGAACUCUCCUUGGCCAAAGAUCAGGGUCUCUCCAUCAUGGUCUCCGGAAAACUGGACGCUGUGAUGAAGGCCCGCAAGGAGAUUGUGUCCCGACUGCAGACUCAGGCUACAACUUCUGUUGCCAUCCCCAAGGAGCACCACCGUUUUGUCAUCGGUAAGAGCGGGGAGAAGCUUCAGGAGCUUGAACUUAAGACCGCCACCAAAAUCCAAAUCCCACGACCUGACGACCCCAGCAACCAGAUCAAGAUCUCUGGCACCAAGGAGGGUCUGGAGAAGGCAAAGCACGAGAUCUUGUUGAUCUCUGCUGAGCAGGACAAGCGUGCUGUAGAGAGGGUGAACAUUGAUAAGGUGUACCAUCCAUUCCUCACUGGUGCCUACAACAAGCUGGUAGGAGAGUUGAUGCAGGAGACUGGUGCCCGCAUCAAUGUUCCCCCUCCCAGCGUGAACAAGACUGAGAUCGUCAUCACUGGGGAAAAGGAGCAGGUGGCCCUUGCUGUGGCUGCGAUCAAGAAGAUCUAUGAAGACAAGAAGAAGAAUGCCACCACUAUUGCGGUGGAGGUGAAGAAGUCUCAGCACAAGUAUGUGAUCGGCCCCAAGGGAAACACCCUCCAGGAGAUCCUGGAUAAAACCGGUGUGUCGGUCGAAAUCCCACCAUCCGACAGCAGCUCAGAAACUGUCAUCCUUCGCGGUGAGCCGGACCGUCUGGGCCAGGCUCUCACUGAAGUUUAUGCCAAGGCAAACAGCUACACUAUUUCCUCGGUAUCAGCUCCCUCUUGGCUUCACCGUUUCAUUAUUGGCAAGAAGGGGCAGAACUUGGCCAAGAUUACCCAGCAGUGGCCUAAGGUGCACAUUGAAUUCACUGAGGGAGAGGAGAGAAUCACCCUGGAGGGUCCCACCAAAGACGUGCAGAUGGUGCAGAGUCAGAUUCAAGACAUCGUAACUGAUUUGAUAAGCCGUAUGGAUUAUGCGGAGAUCAGCGUGGAUCCGAAAUUCCACCGGCACCUGAUUGGAAAAGGCGGCGGUAACAUCAACCGCAUCAAAGAACUGCACAAGGUGACCGUCCGCAUCCCCCCUGAUAAUGAGAAGAGCAACCUCAUCCGCAUCGAGGGGGAUCCUCAGGGUGUACUGGAAGCCAAGAAGGAGCUGCUUGAGCUUGCGUCACGCAUGGAGAACGAGCGUACAAAGGACCUGAUCAUUGAACAGCGUUUUCAUAGAGCCAUCAUUGGCCAAAAGGGGGAGAAAAUAAAAGAAGUGCGCGACAAAUUCCCAGAUGUCAUCAUCAAUUUCCCCGACCCAGCACAGAAGAGUGACAUCGUUCAACUUAGGGGCCCACGAACUGAAGUGGAAAAAUGCGCCAAGUUCAUGCAGAAGAUAGUGGCUGAAAUGGUGGAGAACAGCUUCUCUGUCUCAGUCCCCAUCUUCAAGCAGUUCCACAGAAACAUAAUUGGAAAAGGAGGCUCAAACAUCAAGAAGAUUCGGGAGGAAACCACCACAAAAAUUGAUCUGCCCGCCGAGAACAGCAACUCCGAGAUGAUCAUCAUCACCGGGAAGAAGGCGAAUUGUGAGGCUGCGCGGAAUCGCAUCUUGGCAAUUCAGAAGGAGCUGGCGAACAUCACAGAGAUGGAGGUUUCCAUUCCCUCCAAGCUGCACAACUCCUUGAUUGGGACCAAGGGCCGGUUGGUUCGCGCCAUCAUGGAGGAGUGUGGCGGCGUCCACAUCCACUUCCCCUCUGAGGGCUCAGGGAUCGAUAAGGUCACCAUCCGAGGCCCCGUGGAGGACGUAGAGAAAGCCAAGCAACAACUACUUGGUUUGGCAGAGGAGAAGCAAAUAAAGAGCCACACUGCCGAGCUACGUGCCAAGCCGGAAUACCACAAGUUCCUGAUCGGAAAAGGUGGCGGAAACAUCCGCAAGGUCCGCGACAGCACCGGAGCGAGGAUUAUCUUCCCCACCGCGGAGGAUAAAGACCAGGAGCUCAUCACUGUGGUUGGCACUGAGGAGGCAGUGCGGGAGGCUCAGAAGGAGCUGGAGCACCUCAUCAAGAGUUUGGACAAUGUUGUUGAAGAUACGAUGAGCGUUGAUCCCAAGCACCAUCGCUACUUUGUGUCUCGCCGUGGCCAAGUGCUCAGGGACCUUGCUGACGAGUAUGGCGGCGUGAUGGUGAGCUUCCCUCGCACUGGUUCUCAGAGUGAGAAGGUCACCCUCAAAGGAGCCAAAGAAUGUGUGGAGGCAGCCAAGAAGCGCAUGCAGGAGAUCGUUGAGGACUUGGACGCUCAGGUGACUAUGGAGUGUGUGAUUACUCAAAAGUUCCACCGCUCCAUCAUGGGUCCUAAGGGCUCACGGAUCCAGCAGAUUACCAGAGAUCACAACGUACAGAUUAAGUUCCCAGAGCGUGAGGACCCACAAGCGGCACCUCCUGCGGACGCUCCCGUUCAAGAGAACGGAGAAGCAAAUGGAGAAGUGAAGGAGCCUGUCGAUCCAAAUGCACCCAAAAAGUGUGACGUGAUCGUGAUUUCUGGCCGCAAAGAGCGGUGCGAGGCUGCCAUAGAAGCACUGAAGUCCUUGGUUCCUUUGACCAUCGAGGUAGAAGUGCCUUUUGAGCUUCAUCGAUACAUCAUCGGACAGAAGGGAAGUGGAAUUCGUAAGAUGAUGGAUGAAUUUGAGGUUAAUAUUCAAGUGCCUGCCCCUGAGCUGCAGUCUGAUCAAAUCGCCAUCACCGGUUUGGCCGAUCACCUGGAUCGUGCCAGAGAGGGCCUCCUGGAGCGCGUCAAAGAGCUGCAGGCCGAGCAGGAAGAUCGGGCACUCAGGAGCUUUAAACUGACCAUCACUGUGGAUCCUAAGUAUCACCCCAAAAUUAUCGGACGCAAGGGUGCCAUAAUUACAACCAUCCGCACCGAGCACGAUGUAAACAUCCAGUUCCCCGAGAAGAAUGACGAAAACCAGGACCAGAUAACCAUUACAGGGUACGAGCACAAAGCCAUAGCUGCCAGAGACGCCAUCCAGGCCAUCGUGGAUGAGCUGGAGGACAUGAUCUCUGAGGACAUCAGCCUGGACAACAGGGUCCACGCCCGCAUCAUUGGCGCUCGCGGCAAAGGCAUCCGCAAAAUCAUGGAUGAGUUUAAGGUUGAUCUCAGGUUUCCCCAAAGUGGAGCUGCAGACCCAAAACGGGUGACGGUCACAGGUCGCCCUGAGCUCGUGGAUGAGGCCAUCGAUCACCUCCUUAACCUGGAAGAGGAAUAUCUAGCAGAUGUUGUGGAGAACGAGGCAAAGAUGGCGUACAUGAGGCCCCCGGGUGGAAGUGUUGCUGCCGGCGAUGAGCAGCGUGGACCGUCCAAGGGCUUCGUGGUGAGGGAGGCUCCAUGGACCACGGGCAAUGAGAAGGCUCCGGCUCCCGACAUGUCCAGCUCUGAAGAUUUCCCGAGCUUCGGAGCCCCAGUGGCGACUAAGACGUCUCCCUGGGGACCAAAGCGCUUCUGAGCGUCGCUGCUGCUGCUGCUGCUGCUGCUGCUGCAGCUGCUGCACACGAGCCCGUAACCGAAACACAAUCAUCCCCCGUCGUCCCCACAUAACCCCCGCCCCCCCGAAUUUGACCCCGGACUGACUGCUGACCCUCAAAGUCUUCAGUUCCUGAGAACGUCAUCUUUCUCUGUUUAGCGUAUCCUGGGCUGUCUUUGCAGAUUCAUCAGGUGCCGUCAUUGACUCGUGAGCUUUGCAUUCAAAAGAAAAGAAACAAAGAAAUGUGUCGUGUUAAGAAAAGAGGAAGAAAAGUGACACUGAAGUCGAAACAAAAAAACAAAGCGGACAUUGAAAUGUUCAUCGUGGUUUGAACUGUUAUACCAAAAUGAAACGGUGGCCUGACAUGAGUUUAUUUUUUUAGAGCUGCCCUUCUCUUAGUUGCCUUUGCACGGUGGGGGGGGCGACAGGGUUUUGAAUUACCACUGGUGAUGUGACCCACCCGUGGUGGGUCACAUGUUUCACUGACCUCCCUCCCCUCCUGCUUCACUCAUGUAGCCCAGUUGAAUCUUUAGCCCUCAUGCACACUGUCAUAGUGGUUUUGUCCUUCUGUCACAUCUUCUCCAUUUGCUCUUAUAACUGUGCUCCUGUGAUUAUAGUCGAGUAGUGGCACGUACCUUUAUCGCCUUAUGAAUUGAUAAAUGCUAUGAGUUGGGGGGAGGAGGAGGAGGAGGAGGAGGAGGAGAAGGUGUUGGGAGGAUUCAGCUGCUGCAGGAUGGCACCUACUCAAACUGCCAGAUGUGUGGAGAUCACACCAGAACUCAAACUUCUUUACAACACUAGGUCUCCAGCUCCAACGCAUCAAACCUCGUACUUUAAAACUGUCGAAUGAACUUAUUUUUGUGACACUUGAAGAGUAAAUCAAACUACAGAAAAGAAGAAGAAGAAGAAACUAAAGACUGUUUGUUUGUGAGCAGAACAGCAAACCACCACCAUGUGCCAACUCUCUGUUUAGUCUGUGUUACUCAUCAUCUGUGUAUUGGGUCAGUGUCCAGUCCUUUUGUCUUCCACUUGCUAUGCAGAAUGUUCUGUUUGAAUAGCAAUGUCCCCUUUUUUUAUCAGCCUUACAACUAGAAGGAUACAAACCAGGUAGAGGUGCAGAUGUUGUUUGUUUGUUUUUUUUUGUUUUUUUAAGAUCGACUGGACGGGUUUGUCGAUUUGUUCCUCUGAAAGUUCUCGGAAAAAUCCCCUCGUUCUAAUCGUAACUCGUUUAAUUUUUGCUCAAAAGGAGCAGAUAUACUUCAGCAUCCACCAUCAACCUACCUUGGUUUAUAUCAUCCUAGUACAGAAUGAAAGAUUUAUGCAAAUACCAUUGAAGUGAACGGUUAUGGAUGACACUGGAAAAGAAAUUGUCCAAAAAGUCAAUAAAAAUUGAAAAUGAA